AUGGCUGUGACAGAGUGGACAUCUUGGUUCAACAUUGAUCAUCCUGGGGGUAAUGGAGACUAUGAACGCCUGGAGGCAAUCCGUUUCUAUUACAGGGAGAGAGUCUGUGUGAGGCCCACCGCCAUGGAGGCUCGCACUACAGACUGGGUGGCCGCGGCAAACACAGGGGAGGUGAUCCACUCCAGUCUGGAGAAGGGCUUCUGGUGCAUCAACAAGGAACAGCCCCAUGGUCGUGUCUGCUCCAACUACCAUGUCCGCUUUCAGUGUCCCCCAGCCAUGUGGAGUCCUUGGGGUCAGUGGGGGACUUGUUCAGUGACUUGUGGUGGAGGUCGCAGGGUUAGGAGGAGGACCUGUUUAAGGAACUCAGAGACAGUGCAGUGUACUGGACGACUUGUUGAUAUACAGAAGUGUGGGAAGAGUCCGUGCCCAGCCAAAUGCCAGCGCGUGUGCACCGAGGGUCAUCCCAGUGAGGACUGCAGCCGCUGUGUGUGUGAAAGCCAUGUGCUGCAGGGAGAAGUCCACAGUGUGACUGGUGUUCCUGUGGCGGGAGCCGGGGUGGCGCUCGCCAGCGAGCCCAAGGUGAUCCGUGCCCGUACAGAUGACAAAGGACAGUUCGGGUUUACAGGAGUCUGCUCUUCCAGCUCAACUUUGAUUUCCAUCAAGAAGGAGAAGUUUUCCCCAAUCACUGUCUCCACAUUCAGUAACACCACAGGGUUGUCCUGGGUAACGGCUGUCCUUAAAUCAGCCGAAAAGCCAUACAUUGUGAAUCACCCAGAGGAUAAGGUGCGCUAUGAGGGUGGACGAGUGCUGUUGUGUUGCAAAGCAACAGGAUCACCAACACCAGACAAAUACUACUGGUACCACAAUGGGACUCUGCUGGACAGGAAAGUGUACAAGUAUGAAGAGGAUCUUGUACUGUCGGACCUAAAGCUGGAGCAGUCAGGAGAGUAUUACUGCAAAACCAGCAGCCCUGCAGGCAGCAUCAAGUCCUCUCCAGCCUUCCUCACUGUGAUUGCCAAAGGAACACCAGCGUGCAAUUCCACUCCUGAAACACACUUAAUCAGACUGCCCAUUGACUGUGUUCAACCUGGGACUGACUCUAAGCACUACAAUGCCGGCCGCUGCCCUCACAACCAAUGUGCUGGCUCCUUAGACUAUGAUAUGCGCUGCAAAGAUGGAGCUGGUUUCUGUUGUGGGGUUCAAAAGAUGGAAAGUCGAAUCAUUGACUGUGGGAGUUACAGUCUUCCUAUCCGGGCUGUCACACAGUGCAGCUGUCAGAAAUGUGUGCAGCCAACUGUGCUGGUUCGUGGUAGAGUGGUCGUAGCUGACAAUAAUGAGCCUCUACGUUUUGGGCACAUCUUUAUCGGAAAAGAGAGGGUGGGCACCACUGGAUAUCAAGGAGGUUUCAUGUUGCAAAUAACACCAGAUACACAGAGAUUAGUAGUGAAUUUUGUUGACCCUACUCAGACGUUUCUUGACACUCCUAAGGUGUUCAUCUUUGACAAGAAAGGUGGAUCCAUCUACCAUGACGUAAAGGUGAUGAGAAAGCAGGCCCCGAUUGACAUCAAUGCAGGAGAGACAAACUCUAUUGACCUGGGAGAUAUUAAAGGGGAAGAUCCCAUUGGUCAGUUAGUCAUUCCUCCCAAUUCCUUCCAUAAGGACAAUGGAGACGUCUAUGAAGGAACUGUAAAGGCCAGUGUAACAUUCAUUGACCCAAGAAAUAUCACCACAGCAGCUGCAACCCCUGGUGACCUCAACUUUGUGGAUGAUGAAGGUGACAUGCUACCUUUGAGGACCUACGGCAUGUUCUCUGUGGACUUCAGAGAUGAGACCAACAAAGAGGUGCUUGGAGCUGGAGCAGUUCAAGUCCUCCUGGACACACAGCACGUCAAAAUGCAGGAGCACAUUCCCAAAAUGAAACUGUGGUCUUUAAACCCAGACACAGGUGUCUGGGAAGAGGAGAGUGACUUCUCCACAACCACAACAACUACUGGUGGUCAUGGGCGGAGCAAACGAGAGGAGCGCACCUUUCUCAUAGGCAACAUGGAAAUCAGAGAGCGAAGGCUCUUCAAUUUAGAUGUGCCUGAAAACAGACGCUGCUAUGUCAAAGUCCGCGCCUACAUGAGUGACAAGUUUCUUCCUAGUGAACAGUUAGAGGGUGUCGUGAUCAGCCUGAUAAACCUGGAACCCAAACCUGGUUACUCCUCUAAUCCCAGGGCAUGGGGUCGCUUUGACAGUGUCAUAACUGGACCCAAUGGGGCCUGUUUACCGGCUUUCUGUGAUGCCAAGAGGCCAGAUGCUUACACAGCUUAUGUCACUGCAAUGAUCAGUGGGGAAGAACUUGAAGCAGCUCCUUCCUCUCCCAAGAUGAAUCCAAACAUCAUUGGAGUAUCCCAGCCAUAUCUCGAUAAAUUAGACUACCAACGCUCUGAUCAUGAGGAUCCAGCUCUGAAGAAAACAGCUUUCAGAAUUAACUUGGCAAAGCCUAACCAAAACAACUUUGAUGAGACCAAUGGGCCAAUAUAUCCAUAUCAGAAUUUGAUAGCAUGUGAAAAUGCCCCUGUUGAUGCAAAUCAUUUCAGAUUCUUCAGAGUGGAAAAGGACAAGUAUGAGUACAAUGUUGUCCCCUUUGAGGAAAAUGAUUUGACAACCUGGACAAGAGACUACCUCUCAUGGUGGCCUAAUCCCCAAGAGUUCAGAGCAUGCUUCAUUAAGGUCAAAAUCCUUGGACAGAAGGAGGUGAUGGUCAGGUCAAGGAAUCUAGGAGGAACACACCGGGUGACUAACGGCAAACUUUAUGGCAUUAGAGACAUUCGGAGCACCCGGGACAUGCGAGAGGCCAACACCUCAGCAGCCUGUUUGGAGUUCAAAUGCAGCGGCAUGUUGUUUGAUCAAGCUGAUGUAGACCGAUCUCUCAUAACAGUCCUCCCACAGGCGAACUGUCACAGGAUCAGCACUAAUAACCUCCUGCAAGAGUAUCUCAUCAAACACCCACCAGUUGCUCUAAACAACGAGUCCCAUGGAUUCACCAUGCUGGCCCCUGUUGAUCCUCUGGGACACAACUAUGGCAUCUACACAGUCACAGACCAGAAUCCCAGGGUGGCCAAAGAGAUUGCUAUUGGGCGCUGCUUUGAUGGCACCUCAGAUGGUUUCUCAAGGGAGAUGAAGUCAGACACUGGAGUGGCACUGACCUUCAACUGUCCAGAGAGGAAAAUUAACAGGGAGAGCCUUUUCCAGCGUCUGCAGACAAACCCAGGUUUGACACUGUCUCAGAUGGCAAGGGACAUGAGGGAGAUGGAGGGUCGGCAGGUGCAGAGGUCAUCUACCCGGGUGAUGGUCUAUCCUUCCGAGCAGCAGGGCGGGACCCAGAGUCGCAGAGGCAGCUAUACAACCAGGAGGAGAGUAUCCACGCGCACACAGCAACGCCAGUAGAAGUGCCAAGAAGUCUUCAGUUGAGACUCAUACAAUGGCACAGUAUCAAAGAAGUAAAAAUUGUCUGUGGAUGAGUAUGAAUUCUCUCUUGAUUAUGAAAAUUGCAAAACUGACAUAGAUAUCAAUUCACCAAAAGCAUCAAGUGUGAUUGAAGAGAUUCAUUAGUCUUCUACUUACUUGAAGGGUUUGGUAUGUUCACUUUUCUCUCCCCCUAAAAGACACCUAUAGUAUCAUUUGUCUACAUGUAACACAGUUACUGGAAUUUAUUUAAUUGGCUGUGGUCUAAUUUUAGCAAUGAGCAGAUUUCAGCUGGCUUUAGUGAAUGUAACUUUUAUAGAUCUAAUUAAUGGCAUUCAGUUCUUCCAGGUGUUUGUUCAUGUCAGGCCCCAAGCACUUCAUAAUUUGCUAUUGCUUUCCAUUGAACUCACACUUUUCUUUAAGAUCAAAAUGUCCUGUCUGCAGCAGACACUGAGCCCUUUUCCUACAAACUCAGAAACUCUACUAAUGGGAGGCACACUCAGAAGAGACAGUGGGGUGACGUACACUAUGCCACCCAGGGAACAGAGGAUGUUUUCAGUCUUCUUGCUUCUUAAUGUUUUUCAUUAGAGUACCUUAAAGGCAACCAUGG
Messenger RNA from Monopterus albus (swamp eel), 4060 nucleotides. RefSeq names its product cartilage intermediate layer protein 2 (gene cilp2). The transcript has 8 exons. The coding region runs from base 1 to 3432 and encodes 1143 amino acids. The record is from RefSeq and is a predicted model, not a curated record. NCBI's taxonomy places the organism in Eukaryota, Metazoa, Chordata, Actinopteri, Synbranchiformes, Synbranchidae.